Hordeum vulgare subsp. vulgare (domesticated barley) is the source of this 1506-nucleotide messenger RNA. Its product is annotated as beta-ureidopropionase. Gene Ontology annotation, molecular function: beta-ureidopropionase activity. The coding region runs from base 156 to 1406 and encodes 416 amino acids. The record is from RefSeq and is a predicted model, not a curated record. The transcript is spliced from 6 exons. Lineage: Eukaryota; Viridiplantae; Streptophyta; Magnoliopsida; Poales; Poaceae.
CCGGCCAUUGUUUUCUAAUCCGCGCCGGAUGCACUAAACAAGGGGGAAUCUGCUCGUCGUGGUCUCUCUCGUGGAGUGCGGCUUCUAAAUUCGAGAGUCCUACCCGCUCCUCUCUCCUCUCCUCUCGCGAGUCCAAUCGAAUCGCUCCUCUCGGGAUGGAGAGCUCCAACGGCAAGCCGCCGCAGGGAGAGGAGGAGGGGAAGGCGGCGGGGUCGAUCGGAGGCUACGAGUCGCUGCACAGGCUCCUCGAGUCCAACCUCUCCCCCGAGCUCUUCAAGGAGGCAAGCCGGUUGCUUUUGGGGCUGAAUUGUGCACAUCCUCUUGAGCCUAUUUCCCUGCCUGGGGCCACCACUGAUCUUGCCCAAGCGCAUAGUUUUGAUGUGCAGCUACUUGUAUCACAGGCAUUCCGUUUUAACGCUGACAAAGAGCACAUGAGGCAACCGCGGAUUGUUCGAGUUGGCCUAAUUCAGAACUCAAUUGCUGUUCCAACAACUUGUCAUUUUGCUGAUCAAAAGAAGUCUAUCAUGGAGAAAGUAAAACCCAUCAUAGAUGCAGCUGGUGCUUCUGGUGUCAAUAUUUUGUGCUUACAGGAAGCCUGGACAAUGCCAUUUGCCUUCUGCACGCGUGAAAAACGUUGGUGUGAGUUUGCUGAGCCUGUCGAUGGAGAAUCUACUCAGUUUCUUCAAGAGCUUGCACAGAAAUAUAACAUGGUAAUUGUUAGCCCUAUCCUUGAAAGGGAUAUAAACCAUGGAGAGACUAUAUGGAAUACCGUUGUUGUAAUUGGAAAUAAUGGCAACAUAAUUGGCAUUCAUCGAAAGAAUCACAUCCCAAGAGUUGGCGACUUCAAUGAGAGCACGUACUAUAUGGAAGGUAACACUGGGCAUCCGGUGUUUGAAACAGCUUAUGGCAAAAUUGCUGUAAACAUCUGCUACGGCAGGCAUCAUCCUCUGAAUUGGCUUGCAUUUGGCCUCAAUGGAGCUGAAAUAGUUUUCAACCCAUCUGCAACUGUCGGUGAACUUAGUGAACCAAUGUGGCCUAUUGAGGCAAGGAAUGCUGCAAUUGCAAAUAGCUACUUUGUCGGAUCAAUUAACCGGGUAGGCACAGAGGUAUUCCCGAACCCAUUCACUUCUGGUGAUGGGAAACCUCAGCACGCGGACUUUGGUCAUUUCUAUGGAUCCAGUCAUUUCUCAGCGCCUGAUGCUUCCUGCACCCCAUCGCUAUCGCGCUACCGAGAUGGCUUGAUGGUAUCUGACAUGGACCUGAACUUAUGCCGCCAGAUCAAAGACAAGUGGGCCUUCCGCAUGACUGCUCGGUAUGACAUGUAUGCUAACUUGCUUUCAGAGUACUUGAAGCCAGAUUUUAAGCCUCAGAUCAUCGCGGAUCCCUUGAUAAAUAAGAGGGCUUAAUUGGCUCAGUUGGUUCCCUUCUUUUCUGUAUAUGUUGUAUAAAUAUAUAAACAAAUCAGUACAUCUUUUGAUCAAGUUUCCAUGGUCUGACUUUGCCCAA